Cotesia congregata is the source of this 435-nucleotide messenger RNA. The record is from the annotation of a GenBank genome assembly. Lineage: Eukaryota; Metazoa; Arthropoda; Insecta; Hymenoptera; Braconidae.
AUGUUAGAAUUUAAAAAUAAAAUUAUUUUUUUCCUAAUUUUUGAAAUCCACAUUCUUAUGGCCGAAGCUGUUGACUGCCAAAAGCCACAAGUAGAAUUACUUGAUUUAGAUCGGUACGCUGGAACAUGGUAUACUUAUGAGCGAAGCUGCGGUGACUGUACAAACUUGACUAAAUGCUCACGAGCCAGUUGGAGCAAGCCUGAUCAAAACGGGAACUCAACAGUAAUUAUAAGCGAAUUUUCAGAAAUAAGUUUCAGUCUUUCAGAAGUUACAUCGAAAGCAUACAUCGAAGAUAAUAAAAUAAUCAACGAAAUAUGUGUACCGGCGGUAGGUACAGUUCGAUUAGAAUUUUGGAUCCUUGCUACAGAUUAUGAUACUUAUUCAAUAGUUUAUUCUUGCAAAGUCGAUAGAGACAAACCAUGUGUAAGAAAAUAA